This is a messenger RNA of Myxocyprinus asiaticus (Chinese sucker), 2008 nucleotides long. Its product is annotated as COP9 signalosome complex subunit 2-like. The coding region runs from base 65 to 1423 and encodes 452 amino acids. Gene Ontology annotation, cellular component: COP9 signalosome. The transcript has 13 exons. Gene Ontology annotation, biological process: protein deneddylation. The record is from RefSeq and is a predicted model, not a curated record. Lineage: Eukaryota; Metazoa; Chordata; Actinopteri; Cypriniformes; Catostomidae. Gene Ontology annotation, molecular function: protein binding.
UGCAGAACGUCAUAAUGCUUUUACCGCAGAGGAUUGUGGGUAAGAACCUCUCUGUCCGGUCAAGAUGUCUGACAUGGAAGAUGAUUUUAUGUGCGAUGAUGAGGAGGAUUAUGACCUGGAAUACUCUGAGGACAGCAACUCUGAACCGAAUGUUGAUUUGGAGAAUCAGUAUUAUAACUCCAAAGCCCUCAAAGAAGAUGAUCCUAAAGCAGCUCUGAGCAGCUUCCAGAAGGUGCUGGAACUAGAGGGUGAGAAAGGAGAAUGGGGGUUCAAAGCACUAAAACAGAUGAUUAAGAUCAACUUUAAACUGACAAAUUUUCCUGAAAUGAUGAACCGGUACAAACAGCUUUUGACAUAUAUACGGAGUGCUGUCACCAGAAAUUACUCUGAGAAAUCCAUCAACUCUAUUCUAGACUAUAUCUCAACCUCAAAACAGUAUUCGCCUUUUCACUUUUGUUUUGAGAUGGACUUGCUACAGGAGUUUUAUGAGACAACCCUAGAAGCAUUAAAAGAUGCCAAAAAUGACAGACUUUGGUUCAAAACUAACACCAAGCUAGGAAAGUUGUAUCUUGAAAGAGAAGAAUUUGGAAAGCUCCAGAAGAUUCUCAGGCAGUUGCACCAAUCAUGUCAGACGGAUGACGGAGAGGAUGAUCUUAAGAAGGGCACUCAGCUGUUGGAGAUCUAUGCUUUGGAGAUCCAGAUGUAUACUGCGCAGAAAAACAACAAAAAGCUGAAAGCCCUCUAUGAGCAGUCGCUACACAUCAAAUCCGCCAUCCCACAUCCACUCAUCAUGGGAGUCAUCAGAGAAUGCGGUGGUAAAAUGCACUUGAGGGAGGGAGAGUUCGAGAAGGCGCAUACAGACUUUUUCGAGGCGUUCAAAAACUACGAUGAGUCUGGAAGCCCCAGACGAACCACUUGCCUGAAGUACUUGGUCUUGGCCAACAUGCUGAUGAAGUCUGGAAUCAACCCAUUUGAUUCUCAAGAGGCAAAACCCUACAAAAAUGAUCCAGAAAUCCUAGCGAUGACAAACCUUGUAAGUGCCUACCAGAACAAUGACAUCACAGAAUUCGAGAAAAUCCUGAAGACGAAUCACAGCAGCAUUAUGGAUGAUCCUUUCAUCAGAGAACAUAUUGAGGAAUUGUUACGGAACAUAAGAACACAAGUACUCAUCAAAUUGAUUAAGCCUUACACUAGGAUACACAUACCUUUUAUUUCAAAGGAAUUGAACAUUGAUGUUGCAGAUGUGGAAAGCUUGCUUGUGCAGUGUAUUUUAGAUAAUACAAUCAAUGGUAGAAUUGACCAAGUCAAUCAGCUGUUGGAGCUUGAUCACCAGAAAAGAGGCGGAGCCCGAUACACCGCUCUGGACAAAUGGACCAAUCAGCUGAACUCUCUCAACCAGGCCAUUGUUAGCAAACUGGCUUGAUUUGACUGACAUUUUGGGAAAACAAAUUCACCCAAGCAGGCAGCCGCUUGACUUGAGGCUGUCAGGGACAUUAACUACUUUCAAGCCCUAUACUCCGCACUCCCUGAUUGACAUUAAGGGGGUGCUAAAUUUGGCUAGUUUGUAUUUUUACAGCUGUAGUCACUUAAGUCAAUUUUAAAUGUCCUUAACAAAGCAGAAAUUCCCACAGGAUGCCUGCUGUACUGUUAAGUUUCUAAUAUGAAAAUGUUCCCAAUGAGGUUGCAUCAUUUGAAAAACGUUACAUUAAUAGCACAUAUUGGCACUUGGUUAUGGCUUUAUUGUAAAGUGUGAGGACAUGCUGUGUGAAAUUGCAACAUGUAUUUUUUGAACUGUUUCUGUUAGAGUCAGCAUGUUUUACUUGGUUUGCAUAAAAUUCAUUUGAGUUUUAUGUAGUUGCACCACAGCACAAGUGUAUUAUAAAAUGCAGUCAUUGCUAAUAUUCCUCUUAUGAAACAUGUCAGAUCUGUUCAAACUGUGGUGUCUGAGCUCUGCUGUUUCACUUUUGAACAACAAAAAUAAAAGAUGCAUUUGUUGCUUUAGCAGAAA